Messenger RNA from Thermothelomyces thermophilus ATCC 42464, 513 nucleotides. RefSeq lists its product as uncharacterized. The transcript is spliced from 2 exons. Lineage: Eukaryota; Fungi; Ascomycota; Sordariomycetes; Sordariales; Chaetomiaceae. Gene Ontology annotation, cellular component: membrane. The record is from RefSeq and is a predicted model, not a curated record. Bases 1 to 513 code for a protein of 170 amino acids.
AUGGGUGCAGCUUCGCGGGUAGCCCUUGUUAUUCUGCGCAUUUGGCAGCUCAUUUGCGCCGUCAUCGUGCUCGGAAUCCUCGCUCGCUUCGUGCACUUCGUCGUCGACGCGGGCAUGACAAGGGACGGCCGAAUCAUCUACGGUCUCGUCGUCGCCUCUCUGAGCAUCCUCUUCGCCAUCUUAUGCAUUGCCCCGUUUAUGUACUCGUUUCUGGCGUUCCCUGCCGACUUUGCCUUCUUCGUCAUGUGGCUGAUCCUCUUCUGUCUCCUGAUCACGCGGACCGGUACCCACACAUGCAGCUCCCCCUGGUUUACCAACUAUUGGGGCUUCUACUGGGGCGGAUGGUGGUUGAGAAGGCCUUUCUUGGGCCGACCCGGGGCGUUCAUCCGUUCCGGGUGCAGUUCCUGGCGGACUGUUCUGGCGUUCUCGUUCAUGGUCAUGGUCAGCUUUCUAGUCACCACAUUCUUGGUACGUCCGCCCCUCCAUUCUCGGGUGAUAGGCCCUCUUGUCUAA